This is a messenger RNA of Cydia fagiglandana, 1971 nucleotides long. It is a transcript of the gene Dpm1, whose product is annotated as dolichol-phosphate mannosyltransferase subunit 1. Gene Ontology annotation, molecular function: dolichyl-phosphate beta-D-mannosyltransferase activity. NCBI's taxonomy places the organism in Eukaryota, Metazoa, Arthropoda, Insecta, Lepidoptera, Tortricidae. Gene Ontology annotation, cellular component: endoplasmic reticulum membrane. The transcript has 5 exons. The coding region runs from base 13 to 777 and encodes 254 amino acids. The record is from RefSeq and is a predicted model, not a curated record. Gene Ontology annotation, biological process: protein O-linked glycosylation via mannose; GPI anchor biosynthetic process; dolichol-linked oligosaccharide biosynthetic process.
CUUAAAUUAAGAAUGACAUUUGACAGCAUGGCUGCCACGGCUUUGGAUUCCGAAAUCAUGAAAAGUGAUAAAUAUUCCAUAUUAUUGCCCACAUACAAUGAGAGAGAAAACUUGCCUAUAAUAAUAUGGCUUAUUAUGAAAUAUUUGGAGAAAAGUGGCUACGAUUUUGAAGUGAUAAUAAUUGAUGAUGGAAGUCCCGACGGUACCCUGGAUGUGGCCAAACAGUUGCAAAAGCUGUAUGGAUCCAGUAAAAUUGUUUUGCGCCCGCGGGAGAAGAAACUAGGUUUAGGCACAGCAUACAUGCACGGUAUAAAACACGCAACUGGCAACUUUAUCAUUAUCAUGGACGCUGACCUUAGUCAUCACCCUAAAUUCAUACCCAAGAUGAUAGAGCUCCAACGGAAGCACGACUUUGAUGUGGUUUCCGGAACUCGUUACAAGGACGGUGGCGGCGUCUACGGUUGGGACUUCAAGCGCAAGCUCAUCUCCCGCGGUGCCAACUUUGUAACUCAGAUGCUAUUGAGACCGGGGGCUUCUGACUUGACAGGGUCCUUUAGAUUGUACAAAAAGGACAUCUUGCAGAAGCUCAUAGACAGCUGUGUGUCUAAGGGCUAUGUGUUCCAAAUGGAAAUGAUUAUCAGAGCACGCCAACUAGACUACACAAUUGGCGAGGUGCCCAUAACGUUCGUGGACCGCGUGUAUGGAGAGUCCAAGCUCGGAGGCUCCGAGAUAGUGCAGUUUGCUAAGGCUCUACUAUACCUGUUCGCUACCACGUGAUCUUGCUGUGGGGGAGGGAGGGGGGAAGCGGGGGUGUUCUUUUGGAACAAAACUAUACUCUGUAUCUUUAGAUAUUUAAAUAAAAGUAAACAAAACCUACCCUCAAAUGGCUCCUUAAGCCAGUUGAGGGUAGAUGAAAACAUUACAUGAUCAAAUAAUGUAGGUUAAAGUCAGAUCGUUCAGUGACAGAUCCAGGUGGUUUUGUAUUUGGUCGGUUAACCAAUAAAUGUUAUAACUACCCGCAAAUGUACAAAUUGUUCGUUUACUUUUAUUUAAAUACCUAAAGAUGCAGAGUACCUAUAAUAGUUAUAAAUAACUUUUGCACGUUGCACCAAAACGUCUGUCACCGUCAACACGUUCGCUUAAUUAUUUUGUAAUAAGUUUUUUGGCAAUAAUUUCAUUUUUGGUACAAGUUUUAUCGUUGACUGUAAUUUUCUUUCCACAUGCAACUAAUACGCACCGAGACAAUUCUAACGACCACAAGUAUGAGAAGCUUCUGAAAAUUUCCUUUGUAAAAAUUUCGCAUGAAAAAAAAAAUCCAGUGGCACAUACAUACCAUACCCGCAAGUUCUGCAAUAUACGCUAUAUAUUUUUACCUAGCCCUAUAUGUGACGUUCCACGGCAAAAGGUACCUUAUGGCGGCUGGCGCUUACGUCGCAUAGCGCCGCAAUAAUAUUGGAGCGGCGUUAAUAAUAGCGUAAGCGCCAACCGCCAUAAGGUACCUUUUCGCCUGGGACGUCACAUAUAUAUUGUAGAUUUACCAGUAGGUAAUCUAGUAAUCAGUGGACGAUGUUGUUGGUCUCGCACUUUAUUAUCCUUUGUACUCUAUUUCUGUGUCUAAACCCUGUGUUACUGUUUUUUGUCCCAAAUAAAUUGAAAAAAAUAAUUCUACAUCCACAUAUGUUCCAAAACAUGUGAAACUGAAACAUGUACAAGUACUUAAAUAUUCUAGAAACAUGAAAAUGAGCAAUCUUGUGUACGAUGAAAUAAUUUAUGUGCAUAAUUUUAAAUAUAAUUGGAUCGGUGACGUUAUUCACAUUCCAUAAGCUAAGGCCGCGGCCGAUGGGGAAGCGGUGAGCGGAGCGUGCAGCGGGCGAACGAGCGAUUUUUAUUAUUCUUAUAAACUUAUGAUUAUGAUAAUAUUGAUAAUGUACAUAGAUAUAGAAAUAUAUAAAUAAAGAUUUUGUUACAAUA